Messenger RNA from Pleuronectes platessa (European plaice), 2576 nucleotides. RefSeq names its product sodium/potassium/calcium exchanger 1. Gene Ontology annotation, biological process: intracellular calcium ion homeostasis; calcium ion transmembrane transport; long-term synaptic depression. The record is from RefSeq and is a predicted model, not a curated record. Gene Ontology annotation, molecular function: calcium, potassium:sodium antiporter activity; calcium channel activity. Lineage: Eukaryota; Metazoa; Chordata; Actinopteri; Pleuronectiformes; Pleuronectidae. Bases 430 to 2124 code for a protein of 564 amino acids. Gene Ontology annotation, cellular component: membrane. The transcript is spliced from 6 exons.
GUUCCUAUGUGAGGAAAAGUUAAUGUUUGUGCGCUAAGAGAUUUACAUAAAAACAAUCCGGGAGUAUCAUCAGUAAUUUAAACAAUACUCGUGUUUACUCGUGCACAUUAUAAGUUUGAGUUUAGGGUUUGGAUGUUAGUUCAUUUUUAAAUGUGAUGUGCUGGAAAAAAAACGUCGACGAAAGAAUAAACAACAUUUUUUCUUUUCAGUUCAGGGAACAUCGGACACGAAGGAUUGAGCCACUCGAUUUCAGCCCUGGAUUUUAAAAAACAUUAUCUUGGAUUGUUGUGUAUAAAAUAAAAAUUACUUGAUGAAGUUUGGCCACUUUUUAAAGGGAUCGAAGGAUGUGAAAGAUCGGUCGGCUGAAGUUUUGGAGUCUUUCACUCCUUGCCCUGCCUGUGAGGAAACUGGCUUCGAGCUCAUGUGUGUAUGUUUGUGAAAAUGAAUUGUGCAACAGGGAAGAGGCUGAAGCUGAGCUCGGUUGUGUUUCUCCUCUUUGGGGGUUUCCUCUACCGGCUGACCAUCAGUGCCACACUCUACAGGCCUCAGAUUGGAGAGGACCACAGUUCAGCAGAGGCACCGGUGCUGGAGGAACCUGCCACUGCAACUCAUGAAUCAGAGCCCACUGAUCAAACGACGAGUGAGGUGCAUGUAGUGAAACAUCUGGAUACAACUACGUCAGAUUUGAAAGCAUCCACCCCCACUGAAUUUCCACCACUGACAACCACAAACCGGACUUUUGUGCACUGCAUCUACCUGGCCCCUGAGCCUCCACCAGAGACCCUUGCACCAGCUCCAGCUCCUCCUGAGGCUCCACAUAUUAGAGGAGAAUACCCUGCAGAUGUUUUUACUAUAGCAGACCGCAGACGAGGCUGGGUGGUCCUCCACAUAUUUGGGGUGAUUUACUUGUUUGUGUCACUUGCAAUUGUGUGCGAUGAGUUUUUUGUUCCUGCUCUGGGGGUAAUCACAGACAAGUUAGCCAUCUCUGAUGAUGUGGCAGGAGCCACCUUCAUGGCAGCUGGAAGAUCUGCCCCAAAGUUGUUUGCCUACGUCGUAGGGGUCUUCAUCGCCCACAGCAACGUGGGCAUCCGCACGAUAGUUGGCUCAGCGGUCUUCAACAUUUUGUUUGUGAUUGGAAUGAGUGCUCUGUUUUCUCGGGACGUUCUUCAUCUCACUUGGUGGCCACUCUUCAGAGAUGUCUCCUUCUACAUACUCCCCCUUAUCUUACUUAUCAUCUUCUUCCUGGAUAAUGUCAUAAUGUGGUGGGAGAGCAUGAUGCUGGUGGCCAGUUACUGUCUCUAUGUGAUCUUCUUGAAGUUUAACGUGCAAUUAGAGCGGGCCUUCAAGAGCCAACUCCACAAACACAAGAAUAUCUUGAAAAUCCGUGCUGUGGAGGAACCUGACGAGGUGGACAUGUCUGCAAGAGAGGGUGGGUCAAAAGACUGUGACCGUAAUGAUGAAGACGAAAAGGAUAAAAACAGAGAUGAUUCCAGUGAAAAUGAUGAGAAGGAAGUGACGGUGAAAGAAGAGGAGAAUGAGGAUAAACCUCUGUCUUUAGAGUGGCCUGACACACUACAUAAACAAGCCUCCUACCUCUUCCUGCUGCCCAUAGUCUUCCCUCUGUGGCUCACAGUUCCUGAUGUUCGCAGACAGAAAUCCAGAAAGUUCUUUGUGGUCACCUUUCUGGGCUCCAUUCUGUGGAUUGCUGUCUUCUCCUACCUCAUGGUGUGGUGGGCACAUCGGAUAGGUGAAACCAUCGGCGUCUCACAUCAGACUCUAAUCAUCCUGGCUUCAGAGACGUCCGCCCCCGACCUCAUUACCAGCGCGAUAGUUGCACGUAAAGGUCGUGGUAACAUGGCUGUGUCCGGCUCUUUGGGCAGUAACAUCUUUGACAUCACUGUGGGUCUGCCAGUCCCAUGGCUCCUGCUCUCAUCCAUCCACAGUUUGGCUCCAGUGGCCGUCAGCAGCAAUGGGCUCCUACGUGCCGUGACACUCCUCCUCCUCCUCAUGCUCCUCUUUGUCGUCAUCAUUGCGUCCUGCAAGUGGAGGAUGAAUAAGAUGCUGGGUUGCAUCAUGCUCCUGCUCUACUUCAUCUUCCUGCUGUUUAAUUUCAUGGUUCAGUAGCUCAACAUUAACUUGCCCCUUCCUGUAUUUCAAAGGCCUUAAAUCUUCUGUGCACAGUAAAUCUUAUCCGCUCAUGACACAGACAGAUGAAAGUAUAACAUCUCAAAAGGCUACAUUUACCAUAAUGUCCAAACAUAUUAUUAUCACAUUACAUCUUGAAUCUACUUCUGCAUCUGCACACACACACCAGCACAGGUUAAUUCAGGAUUAGCCAAUAGGAAUGCUAGAUAUGAGUCAGCUGGUCACUGCCAACAUAACGUGCCUCGCAUGACACUCUCUGCAGCCGGCAGCGUUAUAAAGAAGACGACUCACAGAACUCUACACAGAACUGUUAAUAUCUCCUCUCAUCUUAGACCUCUCUGCUCUGUGAUGUAAACCUGUAUGAAACAUAGUAGCUGUUUAGAGGAGACAUGUUUGUUCCUCUUAUGAUUCAUAUUAAAGAUUGUAUGUUA